Molecule: messenger RNA, 5299 nt
Organism: Globicephala melas (long-finned pilot whale)
Lineage: Eukaryota; Metazoa; Chordata; Mammalia; Artiodactyla; Delphinidae
Gene: DNAJC30
Product: DnaJ heat shock protein family (Hsp40) member C30
Source: RefSeq, a predicted model, not a curated record
UUCAAGAUGGCCGCCCAGCGCGAUGUGAGAUGGUCACGGCUAUUUCUGUGGAGGUUGUGGCAGGCCAGGGGGGUUCCACAAAACUUGGGAUUGGGCCUGGGCCUAAAAGCGAGAACUUAUUCCCGGAGCGACGGCCCGUACUCGCGCACGGCGCUCUAUGAGCUGCUCGGCGUCCCCUCCACGGCCACGCAGGCGCAGAUCAAGGCGGCUUACUACCGGCAGAGCUUCCUUUACCACCCGGACCGCAACGCCGGGAGCGCCGAGGCUGCCGAGCGGUUCACGCGCAUCUCCCAGGCCUACGUGGUGCUGGGCAGUACCACCCUGCGUCGCAAGUAUGACCGCGGCCUGCUCAGCGACGAGGACCUGCGCGGCCCCGGGGUCCGGCCCUCCAAGACGCCCGCCACCGACCCCGACUCGCCCCGCACCCAGCCGCCUGCUUCUCGGACCCAGGGCCGCGGUCAGGCCUCGUCGGGAGCCAACCGCACCAUGUUCGACUUUGACGCCUUCUACCAGGCGCACUACGGCGAGCAGCUGGAGCGCGAGCGGCGCCUGAGGGCCCGGCGGGAGGCCCUUCGCAAGCAGCGGGAGGACCGGGCCAAGAAAGGCUUACGCUGGGACGAGACCCGAGACACGGCUUUAUUCGUGGUUCUGCUCACUGUUUUCAUCAUCAUGGGUUUUCGUUUUUAAUCGGAGAGCGGAGGGAAGGGGAGCAGCCGCGCCACCGCCCCCCCAACCCCCAAGAAAACGGCCUUUCCUGUCUUCUUGAACCCGUUGCCUCCAUUGUCUGCUGUUGUCUACCUCUCCUGGGGUCCGAAGGAACUGCUCUCCCCUUUCCCUUCCCCACCCGGCCAGCUUAGCCAUUGACCUGCAUAUCCCUACCCCUCUGGUCCAGAAAAGGAGGCUUUUUGAUGCCCAAGAAAAAGGCUCCCAAUGAGGAGUCCCGAAAGCCCGAGAGUGAGGGGUUUCCUGGAGGCCCUGGGGUGCCUGCUUCCAGAUGUUGUCAAUUUCUGGAACACUUGCUGUGGCUUUCCUGUAAAGCUCCGAGCAAGACUCGUCUGCUCCUGCCCCACGUGUGUAGCGUGGGGCUCCUCUGUAACCUUGAAACGUGCAAUGUGACCAAUUGUGACUGCCAAAAGAAAAAUUCUGGGGUGAUAAGAAACUUGUCUUUCUGUGAGUUCCCCAAGCCACAGCCACAGCCUGAAGCUGAGACACCAAGGGUGGAGCCCAAGUGAGUGGCCACCACACCUGCUUAUGGAAAAUGGCGGAGUAGGGGUCUUGUCUCGGGCCUUUGGGCUUCCAGGAAUGUCACCAGAUCCCAUGAAGGGAGGCUGAGAGAAGGGACAGCUGGUAAGUAGCGGUGUUACUUCACUCCCUGGAAUUCAGUGCGCUCUCCUGGCCUUUGCCCUCUCAGUUCCUCAGCCCUGUGAUGAGGUCACACACUGUCUCCUGCCUCUGAGCAGGACUGUAGAAGGCGUGCCUUGCCUGCCCUCAGCGGCUUGGCUCUCAGGCCAGGCUUGGAGCCCUGGGGGCCAUCGGGUUUGUGCAAAGCAGCUGGGGUCCCUCUGUUAGUGUUUUAGGGUGGUAGCAAGACCUGAGUCUGGACCUCAUGAACUUGCAUAUGCUGGGGAUUGCUAGGUGCUCUCAUCCCCCAGAAGCAGAGAGCUCACCUUCACCAUCUGUUGUAAGGUCAUAGCGUCACUAUGGAUCUAGCCAUCUCGCCACUGUCUCUUAAGGCUAUACAAACCUGGGGCUCCGUCGCUAGUCUUGAGGUGGGUUGGCCCUCCCAUCCUGCCUCUGCCCUGUCAGUGUUCACAUCCUCGGUCCUGGGAGGGGACUGCUGCUAGACAAAAGAAGGCCUGUUUCCAGAGGACGAAGAACUGACCGAGAUUCGUGGUUCACAGGCCACAGCUGACCUGCACACAGCAUUUGGCUGCGGCUAGCACAGUGUCUUAACUUUAGGCAAUAUUCAAAACUUGGAAGACUUUGCAUAAAAAUCUAGAUUUCUGACUCCUCUCAAAAAAGUGAGAAAAUGUGCCACCAUUGAGCUUCCUCCCAUACUUUCGUGACAGUCUGGGAGAAGCUGUAAGGUCUGCGUUUCAGAUGGGACCUUGCUACCUGGUCCCCUGCACUCUCACCAGCAGAGGGGAUGUGUCAGAGGCCGUGAUGCACACACUUGCACCAUUUUACUCUUAGAGAAAUCUCUCUCUGUAUCCCAUGUCUAUUAAGAGGAAAAACAAAAAAGGUGGGGGGGAUCAUGCAUUUCCAGGAAAAUGGGGAAGGGUGUACUUUGUGGAAACAGAGCUGCUUUGCACUGUAACCUUCUGGCCCCUACAGGCAUUUGAAUUUGCAGAUCCCUAGGUUACCUCCUAUGUUAUUAAAAGAGCUCACACUUUAUGCAGGGAGGCAGAGUGUAAGUCUUAUUUUCAUUGUGGGACAAGAAGAAUCUUUUGAGAGUUCUACAGCAGUGGCAAGGUCCCAAACAAAGCCAGAGGUCCCUUGGUACAAUAGCACCAAUUCCUGCACUCAAUCUUUUGUGUAAAAUCCUUGUAUAAAUUGGGAUAAACCCUCAGCUAGUCCAACUUGGUCUCUUGGAAACCGUCAGAUUCUCUCUAGCCUGGGAGGUCAGGGGCAAGUUCUUAGCCAUGGCUUUGCAGUGACCACAUGAUUCAGUGGUAAAGGUUGAGCUCAGUAAGCCUUGAUUAGCAGGCACACACAAAAGUACAUUUAAUGUUAUUAUGUUUCAAAUUUGGAAAACAAGGUGGGAGGCUUAGGAAAAUAUGCAGAAGCUAGUGAUUUCCAAACAAGGAGGUACACAUAGACUUUCUUGAGGGGGAGGAACACCUUGUUUUUAUCAAAAAGGAGUGAGAGUUUUGUUAUUUGAGCAAUUUUUUUUUUUAUUUUUGGCUGUGUUGGGUCUUCGUUGCUGUGUGUGGGCUUUCUCUAGUUGCGGCGAGUGGGGGCUACUCUUCAUUGCAGUGCGCAGGCUUGUCAGUGCAGUGGCUUCUCUUGUUGCAGAACACAGGUUUUAGGCACGGGGGCUUCAGAGUCGUGGUUCGCGGGCUCUAGAGCACAGGCUCAGCAGUUGUGGUGCACGGGCUUCGUUGCUCCACCACAUGUGGGAUCUUCCUGGACCAGGGCUCCCCUGCAUUGGCAGGUGGAUUCUUAACCACUGAGCCACGAGAGAAGCCCUUUGGGCAAUUUUUUGGUUUUGGUUUUGGUUUGUAAAAGCACUGGUGGCCUACAAUAGGUAGGACCUUUCUCAUGGGCCCCUUGAGGGUCUACCUCAAGUUUAUUCUCUCUCACAGAGGAUUACAGCCAGGAGCAUUCCCUGCGACCCCAGACCUGGAAAUAGAAAGUUCCAGAAGUGAUCUGGCAGGAGAGCCCAGACUGCCUGGAACUUUCCAGAAUAUUCCAUGUACCUUCAAGCAGAGGGGUUAAUCGAGUUUAUUAACCAUCCAACUCUAAGUCUUUCCCAUGGCCCAGAACUAGGCCCAUUCCACUCUGGUGGUAUCUAUACCCACCUGCCUCAGGUCUUUGGUGUUUUUCAUGCUGGAGCUGAAUACAGAGGGCCUCACUCCCUGUGCGCUCUAAAACUGAGUCUGAGCUCUUGAGGAAGGUGAGGGGUGUGGAAGGCCUUCUGAAAGACCCCAUCUGGUUCUCAUGGUAAAACUUUUCUCCCUUCCCAGUCCCUCCCUUGCCUGGGUCAUUCCUUCCUCUUCUUCUUAUCUGCCCUGGGGAGGGGAGGCUGAACCAGACUGUGGACAUUAGCCUCUGCCUUGUAGAGGCUGCUCCCCAAUUCACAAUAGUGGAGGGAGGCUUAGGCAUGACCACCAUUAGCCCUUCUUCCUUUUGGUUACAAACGAAAAACUCCCUAGAAGCAUGGACCAGAGUGGGAGGCCAGGCCGAGAGGGGCCCAGCUUGCCCCAGGCUGUGUGGAGAAUGUGGGAGGUCUUCUGGGGCUGUUCAGUCUUCUGUCAUCUCAGGCAGGCACCUGGUGUCCUCCCCAGCGUCCCUUGUCUCCAGCACGUCAAGUGCUAGCAGUGAGAGCAGGAGAACCACGGCCACUGUGGGAUGAAGCUUCUCAAGUGGGCACUGUCAGUGCUUUGCCCCUGCUGGGGGUGAAUCCGACUGGACUUGGGCUUCCAAAAGCUCGGAUGGGCCAGUCCCUCUAACUAUUGCCUGUAUUUCUUAAGAGCUCAUCAAGCAGUCACUCAGGUGCUGCUCACUCAUCUUUAGGGAUGGGGACCAGCCUACCAGCCGCAGCACCUGUGGAUCAAGAGCCUCAUACUGAGCCAAAAUCUGGCUCCCAGUGGUUCCCACCCGUUGGUCUUGACUCUAACGUCUUGCUCUAUGUGAAGCAGUCCUUUAGAGACUCAGAGGCUAGCCAUCGCAUACUUGUGUGUAAAACAGAUCCCUCAACUGUUCCGUAGGGGACUUAGCCCCAAUCCUCUUUCUCAUUAUACUCCAAAGGUGCUGUUUUGGGGUUCUCUUAGAGUUUAAAACUUCAGUAAAAAGUAAAGCCAAACCAGCACUUGCCUCAUUCUAGAUGGUUAUAGCCCCACUAACAUGGACCAAGAUCACGUUAGCUUCUACAGCACUCUGACUGUCCCCUCUUACCUGCAGGACCUUCUGUGACUUCCUGCCAAACUUCAUCUCAUUAGACUUGACCUAAGCUGAUCCAAGACGUAUUCCCACUCUCUCAUCUUCUUGUCCACAGUCAUCGGCCAAGCUGGUCACCUAAUGUUUACCCAAGCUGAAGACAGCUAGCUCCAGCCCUGUGGAACCCUCUCCAUCACUCAGUGGGGUGGUCAUUUGGCAGGCCAGAGAAGGAGCAGGUACCAUCCUGACUGGGCUUACAGGCCAUCCAGGAAAAGAAGGUGCAUACAGGUGAGGCAGUUGGAGAACAGUGAUGGAGCAGAGUGUGCUUCUGGCCAGAAGUGCUGGGAAGUUUAAGAGUUAGGGAAGACUCCCAUGGGUUGGUAAUCAGAAAAGGCUUCAUGGAAGAGGCAGAAGCAGUGCUGGACCUGGACAGCCAGGCUUUGGAUGGGCAGAGAGGAAAGGAGGGCAUCUCAAGAGUAGGAAGCACAGGAGCUGAGAUGUGGAGGCUGCAACAGCAGAGUGGCUGGAUGAGGGAGCAGAGAGAAGUCAGGCAGCAUCGUCAUCCUCAUCAUCACAUUUAUUGACGGCCCCUGGGAGGCGGGGCUGGGGACAGAACAUACAAAGACAAGGACCUGCCCUCAAAAAGUUUCCAUUCUAAGGAGACGGGGACAGAAAAAUACAGAAUGGUCUUUCCGGGGGA